AUGGUCACCACCACUCAAGACCGGGCCUUGGGUGCCAUCUGGGGUGUAUGCGUGGGAGACGCUCUCGGUGGACCGGUGCAGUUUAGUGAUCCCGGCACCUUCCAGCCCAUCACCGAUUUGGAGUUCGUGAAGCCAUUCAAUCAACCUUCGGGAUCUUACUCGGACGAUGGCGCAAUGACCCUCGCUCUCGCCCAGUCCUUCGUGGAUGCGGAUGGACAAUACAACCACGCCUUGUCCAUCCACUACUAUCUCGGCUGGUUCAACUAUGGACGAUUUAGUACGAUCGAUCAAGCCUGGGACCUCGGCCGAUCCACACGCGUGGCCCUGAGGUUCUGGAAGAGGCGGGGAGCCUUCCGGGACAGAGAAAUCACCCAAAUGCAGGUAAACGAGGAACUGGAUCGCGAGGAGGCUUCUGGCAAUGGAAGCUUGAUGAGAAUCUGCCCACUGGGCGUCGCCUUGUGGAAGAAUCCUCACCUCGCUAUGAAGCUUGCCCGAGACCAGAGCAUGAUUACUCACCCCUCGUUGGCCUGCUUGGACGCUUGCCAGGCAUACACCGAGCUGAUUUGUAUGGCGAUGACCGGUAGUUCGAAGGAAGAUCUCUGCCAGACGAUCGCUCGAUUUAAAUUCGAGCACCCCGCGCUCGUUUCUCGCCUCGGUCAGUAUGCCUCUCUUCAAGACUGGAGAGCCAAAUCCCCCGCCGAGAUGAAAAGCAGUGGUUGGGUGGUCGAUACACUGGAGGUGGCCCUUUGGGGUCUCUUCAAAUACGAGUCUUGGGAAGAGGGUGCCUUGGCGGUGGUGAACCUCGGCGGAGAUUCGGACACGGCGGGGGCCGUGUAUGGCGGUCUGGCGGGUGUGAUGUACGGCUACGAGUCCAUCCCCGGCCAAUGGGUGCGCGGUAUGCAGAAUGGAAGCUUUAUUCGUGAUGUGGCCGGGGAGUUCGCUGCACUUAUUUCCUCCCAAUAG
Penicillium oxalicum is the source of this 963-nucleotide messenger RNA. Its product is annotated as ADP-ribosylglycohydrolase family protein. Lineage: Eukaryota; Fungi; Ascomycota; Eurotiomycetes; Eurotiales; Aspergillaceae. Bases 1 to 963 code for a protein of 320 amino acids. The record is from RefSeq and is a predicted model, not a curated record. The transcript has 3 exons.